This is a messenger RNA of Rhodotorula toruloides NP11, 1152 nucleotides long. RefSeq lists its product as uncharacterized. Bases 1 to 1152 code for a protein of 383 amino acids. NCBI's taxonomy places the organism in Eukaryota, Fungi, Basidiomycota, Microbotryomycetes, Sporidiobolales, Sporidiobolaceae. The transcript has 3 exons. The record is from RefSeq and is a predicted model, not a curated record.
AUGGCCGCGACGCUCCCGCAGGACGUGCUCGAGAUCGUCUUCCGCUACGUCGAGCAGGACCCUCAUCAGAUCGGCCGCGGUGGAAAGAAGCUGUCGAAGCGUGAAGCCGCGCGACAGAGCUUUCAUCGUUUGUGUCUCGUCUCGCGUGUCUUCUGCCAUGUCGGCAGGCGCUUCCUAUACCGCAAGCCACUGUUCGGCAGGCACCUCGCCCCCAAGGCCUUGUUCCAACUGGCGGAAACGCUGCGUGCGAACCAGCGAUAUCUCGGCAAACUCGUCACCAGUCUCUCAGGCGCAGACACUGCCUGCGAAAGGCUCGGCUUGGCGGAAGAAACCCUCGGCCCGACGUCGCUCCAGUUCCGUGGGUUCUCGAAGGCGUUCUCCUGGCAGCUAUUCAUCUUCUCGUCGUGCCCGAACUGUCGUGAGGUGACUGCGACGUACAGUGCCGAAUCCGAGCUGAAAAAGCUCGUCCGCAUCGUGUCGACCUCAUUGCCGGACCUUCGCCGCAUCCGGCUCGUCGACUCGAGCAGUGGACGAGACGCUAUCCGCGCAGCCAAAUUGUCAAUCGUCGACCCCGAGGCAUCGCUCUUGUCGCUUCACUCGUUCUUCCCGAUCGACACUUCGCGCCUGACGGAUCUCGCCUUGCGAUACUGCGCCGCUUCCGAGCCCGACCUCCUCAAACUCGUCAUGCUCGCGCCGCAGCUCGUCAAAUUGUCCCUCAAGUCAUCGUCCUUCGACCCGGAUAAUCAUCUCCUUUGGCAAUACGCUACAGACGUCGAAGGUUCGCGCCUUCCGACCAAAUUCUUCGCGCUGCUGCCCAACAUCGUCCGCCUCGAACUCGGUGGUCUCGCAGCCUUGUCUGUCUGGCGCCUGCAACUUCUCGCCAAACACUCUCCCCGUAUCCGACACCUUUCCACUGAAGAUUGUGUUUGGCUUCGCGACGAAGGCGCCUCGGCAGUCUUCCCGACGAACGAUCUGGCUGAAGUCUUCCCGACUUUCAAGCGCCUCAAGUACGCACACAUCGGGACGAUUCCCUUCGGUUACAGCAACACCCUCGUCAAGCCGAUCGAGAAGGCGUUCAAGAAGAUGCGCGCCAAGCUUGCGUUCGAAUUCGCCGACGACGUCUGCCCAAACUGCGGUCGCCGUCAUUUCUGA